CGUUAAAAAGACGUGACUGUGUUCCUGCGGAUCACAAAGCACACUUCACUGUCAUAAAGAGAAGGAAGGCUGCCAAAAUAUGGUUUGGAACGCGAAUCUCUUCAUCCGUCUUGUCUAUUUUGUUUGCUGUCUUUUAUUUUUGACAUACGCAUACGAUGACGACGUUGAAGAAAGAAGCUUCUUAUUUCGUCGAAUGAAUCGUCGACGAACUGCAUAUUUUAUUGUAUCUUCUGGUUUGAGACAAGGUCCAUUGGGUCGCGUUUGUGCUGAUUGUUCGGGUCUUAAAUUUAGACUUUCUGCAAAAAGCCAAAUCAUCAGUAUUGAUUCUAACACUGGGUUAGUGAACUGGAUAAGAUCUCGUUCGAGAUUUGUGCGAAGAACUUCACUAUUUCGACAUACCGUUCAAAUACUUCGAAAUAAAAAAAUCAUUUUGAGAAUUACUGUCAUAGUAAUUGUGUUGCCGAUAAACUAUGGCAAUUCGGAGUUAUUGAAAUUAAUCGGAAGAAGAAAAAGGUUAAAGAUUCGUUUUAGACCACGGAUACCUAACAAGGCAAUCUUAUUGCAUAGGUUUUUACGCACAAUUAGAAGAACGUUUUCUAAACGCGGUAAAAAAGAUGCAGAGUCAUCUUUUGCUGUUGAAGAAUUACUUCAUGAUGCUUAUGAUAAAGUUGUGGCUAAAACUAAAUUGAGAUUGAGAAGAUUUUCAAAAGCGAUCCUCAAAGGUGUCUUCCUUCCAUAUAACAUCUUGUUUUCUCAACAUUUAUUGAAGAGAGUUCGCAAUAAAUUUGAAUGCAAAAGUUUAACAGAAACAAAAGCGACAGCACGGUACUGUCUUUCAUUAAAAUACCGGACAAUUAAUGGAACAUGUAAUAAUAUUCUCAAUCCAACAUAUGGUUCUGCUCCGAGCGCAUUUCGUAGAUUGGUACCCGCAAAAUAUUUUGAUGUCCUUGGUAUAAAUGAUCCUAUCGGCUAUCCUUAUCAACCUCUUGCACCUCAACUCCCUUCAGCAUUAGAAGUUGCACAAAAAUUUAUUAUUGGUCAAGUGAAUCAGCCAACUAAACAAAAUCUGAUUUCUCACGCUGUGAUGCAGUGGGGACAAUUUCUAGAUCAUGAUAUUGAUUUUACUGCUGAAGGCGAAGGCAAUGAAAAUUGUUCAAGUAACAUUAAGUGUUUCGGCAAAAUAUCUACAACCCCUCCUUGUUUCACCAUUGUGGAUCAAAAAAGCAAGACGUGCAUAAAUUUUACGCGCUCAAGUGCUACGUGUCUUGUUGAUGAGUUCGGCCGGUUAGUUCAUCGUGAACAAGAGAACGAAAUUACUGCAUUCGUUGAUGGUUCUCAAGUCUACGGUUCGACGGAUGAACUUGCAAAAAUGCUACGAAGUUCAGAUGGUUUACUUAAUGUUACAACUACCUUAAAUGGUGAUCUUCCUCCAUUGGAUAGUAAUGAACUUGAAGGACCACUAGGUUUUUGCGAGGAAUUGGGUGGAUGUUUUCUGGCUGGUGAUGCUCGUUCUAAUGAGCAGCUGAACUUACUAUCUAUGCACACGUUAUUCGUUCGUGAACACAACAGAAUUGUGAACGAGUUGAAAAAACUCAACCCAUGUUGGGAUGGAGAAAGGAAAUAUCAAGAAGCAAGGAAAAUUGUUGGAGCGAUUUUACAAAAAAUUACAUAUGAAGAUUUCCUUCCUCUAAUUUUGGGUCCAAACCCUCUCAAUCCAUACAAAUUAUAUCAACCUAAUGUCAAUCCAGGCAUCUUUAAUUCAUUUGCUACGGCUGCCUUUAGAUUUGGUCACAGUCUUAUAAGACCUACAUUCGAUAUGCUUAAUAAAAAUUUUGAUCCGAUAGCAGAUCCUUUACCUUUAAGGCUUGCAUUUUUUAAUAACACUUUGAUAAAUAAACUGGGAGUUGAGCCAUUUCUUCUUGGACUUAUUGCCAAUAGCUCGCAGUCAUUUGAUCGUAAACUAGCAAAUGAUCUCUUGGAAAACUUAUUUGUACGUCCUAACUCUCCUGGUUUGAAUUUAGCCGCGUUGAACAUCCAACGAGGACGUGAUCAUGGCCUUCCAGGAUACAACAGCUUUAGAGUCGCUUGUUUUCUUAAAAAUGCUGCAACAUUUGAUGAAACUAGCGAUGAAAUUAAGAACUCAACAACUAGAUCAAUUUUAAGUAAAUUGUACAACGAUGAUCCAGGGAUAGCUGAUUUAUGGGUAUCGUUGCUGGCGGAGGAUCCAGUGGAGGGUGGUGUUGUUGGACCAACUGCAAAAUGUAUUAUCCAGAAACAAAUGGAAGCUCUCAGAGAUGGCGAUCGAUUCUUUUAUCUUAACGACUUUGUUUUCUCUCGAAAACAACUAGCUGAAAUUAAAAAAUCUUCAUUAUCCCGAGUUUACUGUGACAACCUCCUGAAUAUCGUCUCUAUUCAAAAGAACGCUUUCCUAACUACAAAUCAAAGGAUAGCGUGCGAGCGAAUCCCGAAACUUGACCUCAAGAUGUGGAAAGAAAAAAAACGAGAGGUUGCUGUGUAAAGUUUUAACACUGUGCUGAGAAUUGAAGUCUUUCAAUCAAUUAGACAAAAUGGAUUUUAGCUAUUCAUUUACUUUUUUGUUAUUUAUUUAGCCAUUUUAAUUAAAUAUGAAUAGAUCAGAAUAAGUCAAUUAAUGUAGAUUUUCUAUUCAGGACAAUCAAACACAACUUAUAUAGAAACCAUGUACUUAUAAUUAUUAUAUGUAUUUCAAGGUAUAGCAAAGACAAGCAAAAAGUUGCUUGUGUUAACAAAUUGCAUGUAUUUCAAAUAUCUUAUAGAGUACUUUUUAUUUAUUUUCGUGUAAUCCUUCUUUCUCCGUGCAAUUUUCAUGCAAAUCUUGCGAAACAAAAGUUACUGAAAGAGAAA
Xenia sp. Carnegie-2017 is the source of this 2883-nucleotide messenger RNA. Its product is annotated as peroxidasin homolog. The record is from RefSeq and is a predicted model, not a curated record. Gene Ontology annotation, biological process: response to oxidative stress. Bases 80 to 2518 code for a protein of 812 amino acids. The transcript is spliced from 6 exons. Gene Ontology annotation, molecular function: peroxidase activity; heme binding. NCBI's taxonomy places the organism in Eukaryota, Metazoa, Cnidaria, Anthozoa, Malacalcyonacea, Xeniidae.